UUAAUACGCUACGUCGCGAAGCCAGCGCCAAGCGGGCCUCAGUUUACGACAGACUUUUAACGAAGGUGCAUGCCGCUUUUCGCCUUGUUGUGACCGUGUGCAUGGUGUUGUGGGAUAACAUAACUAAUAAUUGUUAAGUGCAGUGUUUGUGUAGUGUAACGUUGGUGUAGCCCGGGUUCCAAAAGUUAUUGUGAUGCAGUGGAGAAUAUACGCAUGGCUAUUUUGUAUAGCCCUUGUAGGAUAUGUUCGAGCGACAGAGGACGGUGCCGCCGGCGUCCAGCCGACGGAGACACUCCACAUACAGCACGACGGUCCUCUCGCCUCCGACAAGGAUCUCUUCAUUGACGAUGACGGCUCGGGCGUAGAGAUCGACGAGAGCUCUGGAUCCGGCUACGGACCCGGCCCUGGCCCCGACGACGAAGACAGCCGCGGCUCAGGUGACGUCCCAGACGCGCCUGAGGAUGACGAAGACUACACACGUACCACGGAGGCUCCGAUACCCACUAUAUUCCAUACGAAUCCGUCCAGUCCGGACGAAUCAGAGCCUCUGACCCCACCUUUAGUGCAGCCCAUCGAUGUUAUUAGUCCGAGGAUAUUGUCAAGUAACCCGAGCGAACAAGAACCGCGCGGCGCGGGGGAGGAUCAGCCCUCGCGCCCGGAUAUCUCUGGAGACAUCAACUUGUCUGGAGAAACCGAUAUAAUAAGCCAAGCGGGAUCAAACCUAGAGCCAGAGACGCGGCCAGCGGACAGCGGUGUGGUGAUCAUGGACACGCCCCACGAGGACCGCGCAACCAGCUUCUUCGCACAACCGGGCAUACUAGCUGCCGUAAUCGGUGGAGCCGUAGUAGGACUUCUAUGCGCGAUUCUAGUAGUAAUGUUCAUAGUAUAUAGAAUGAGGAAGAAGGAUGAAGGUUCAUAUGCUUUGGACGAGCCUAAGAGAAGCCCGGCAGCAGCAUCGUAUGGGAAAGGUCACAACAAUCGAGAAUUUUAUGCGUGAGACGACACAGAACAUCCUAUGCCACCAAUUUUUUAACUAACAGAUAAACAAUAUGGCCGCACGUUGUUCUGACGUGUUUAACUUUUGACAUAACUUAUCAUUUUCCUUACACAUUAUCCUGUGGCUAAAUAUGUUCUGUGGUUGUUCUUACUAAAAAUUUCAACAUCUGUACUGAUUGUACUUAUCUGUACAAAUCAUAUACAUUUAAAAUGUUGUUUAAAAAUCGAAUUAUGCAAAUUGCAUAUAAAUUAUAUCAAUUAAGACCAAAUAUUAAACUAUCGUGAAGAUAGUCUCGAUAUUACAAUGUCUUCAUAUUUCGAGACCAAUAAGUGUUUGGAGUGUAACUAAUUUUUUGUAUUUGAAUGGAGAUCUUGUAAUAAAAUGAAUUGUUCUGUAUAAAAUGAAUGUGCCAUUCGCUUCUUUUUAAUUGUACAUUUGCCAAUAUUGUGUCGUAGUGUUUUUCAUAGACUAUAGUCUAUGGUAUCGUCCAUAUCUUGUUUGUUCUAUAAUCUAUAAUGAAUCUAAUAUCCUGUAUUUAGGGCCAAUUGAUUUAUAUGCAGAUAAUAUAAAUUAAGGCUAUCUCAAAUUCUUAUGAAUUGUCUUAUGUAUUAAAUUACAAACUUAUUAAAUAUUAGGGAUUUUGAUAAAUGGCUAACUAAAUGAUAUAAAUGGCUACCUAUUUAUUAUUUUCAAUGGUAGAAUAAACGUAAUAAUUGUAAAUUCUUUCUUUAAUAUUAAAAAUUAUAUAUUAUAACACUUUUAAGAUAUACGACUUUUAUAUAUGCUUGUAUCAUGUUUUGCCGUAAAAUAAAAUACAUUUACUCUUUUUUAUAUGUUCCUUUAGAUAAUUAAAAUAAAUUUCUUAACUAUAUGUAAAAAUAGGGCAAUUCUGAUUAUAAAUUUGUAAUUCUUAUUUUCUACAUUGAAUCUGUAUGUGUUGAAUAAUUUUUAAUCCAGGUUGUGCAAGCCAGUCUACUUUUUAUAAUAUUUUUGUGACUUGUGCCAUUUUUAUUCUAUUAACUAUGUUAUUACUUUGUAAUCGUUUUACAUCAUUUUAUUGUUCAUCUCAGUCAUAGAUAUACAAAAUACCACACAUUAUUAACAUUUAACGCGAUUUUUUAAAUUAGUUAUGGUACAACCACAAAUAAAUAAAAGAGCCACAUCAUCGUACUUGGAAUUGAUCAUAAAUUAAGCAAUAGACAAUUGUAAGAACAAUUAACAUUUAUAUAUUCUGUGGCAAGCAAACUGACCUGAUUGCUUUAUAUAUUCUAUGUUAUGUCUAUGACUUAGAUAACUACAUUAAACAUAAAUUAAAGUAAGAUAACCUUAUUUUAAUUUCUCGUGGAAAUAAUUUCUACCUUUUUAAUUUAAAAUUUUACUUUAUAGUUUCUUAAUUUAUUAUUUUACUAUAAGGGGCAUUGUUAAACGAUUAAUAAUAUUAAACUGUAAUAUAUGAAUAAUUGUUAUUAAGCACUAAUACACUGUAAUGAACAAAAAUUAGAAUUGGAUGCAACUAAAAGCUUACAUUCCCACAAUAGCAUGGAUUACGCUCACAUAGUGUAAAUGUUAAUUGUAAUUGUAUAUUGUUAUAGGGAUAAUAUAGGCUAUGAAUAGUUGAAAUCUGUCACCAAAUAACUCUUGUUUAAAACUUGACAUUUACUAUAAAGCUUCCAUAAACUGGUACUAUUUUCUUUUGAGGUUUACUCCCAUAUAGACAAAGUUAUAUAGAAGUAAACCAUAGAUCGACGGAGUAUGAGCGGAUAGAGAAUCAGCGUGGCAGUUAUGCGAAAUAAUAUAAUUCUUCUUAUCUACGCGUCAUUUAAUCUUUUCACAAAAAAUAUUUUAUAAAAUGUCAUUAGGUAUAUGAUUUUUGUUGAAUUAUAAUGACAUAACAGAGUUGUCAACAUUACAAAAAGCAUAACUGCAGCGACCCCAAAUCCCACGACGCUUCUCUUUACGCACAGGCUACAUAGUCUGUCACAUCACAGUAAAAGACUUAUCUGAGACAGACUUUGAUUCCACUAAUUUGUCUGACCAUAUAUAAAUUAUAAUUAUUUCCUAAAGCAUAUAACAUAUACAGUCCUACAGAGAAAAAUAGCUGUAGAUUCCUAGAAAACUGUUUUUCUAUUUUUGAUUUAAUUUAAUAACAAUUUUUUGUAAUGUUAGGUUCAAAUCAUUAAAUUUAAAGUAUUAAUUCAGUGAAGUUAAAGUAAUUGAAAAGUUAUUUUAUGUUUUCUUUAGAAAGGUAAGUCGUGCCUGGCUUCUUAAAUGUCGUAAGAUUUUUGACAGCUGUCAAGUACCGGUAAGAGAUAGCACCGGGAUAUUUGCUUAAAAACAGAUGCAAUUACAUAUUAUUUAUAUAUGAAGGUCUGACAAAAUAGUGGAAAUAAUAGGCAUUUCAUACUUUAUAAUGUUUAAUAUUGUAUAAGAUUUUAUUUCACUACAUUUUCAUUACCUACAAUCAAGGCCUAUACAAAAUCUUCUAUCUAUUGUAUUCCUAGAAAAUAUUAGAAGCUUUGACGUGAAUACCUUUAGUAAUAAUCUAAUUAUAAUUGGCAGCUGUUUGAUUUCAUAUUGUAAUUAUUUCAAUGCCUUUUUAUUUUCUAGCCGAGUUUAGGUACAGUUGACAAAAAAGUUUUUAUAUCAUAAUCAUAUUGAAUCUUUAGUGUAAAAGUACCUAUUCUCAUAAAUAAAUUGAUACAAGUGAUUUGUAUCACCUGGGAAAAUGUAUGUGUGCAGACUACCUUCAUACAAAUGUGGGAGAGUUCAAUUUUAGUGGUUUUGCUUUUUUUUGGCUUCAAUAACAACUUUAUAUGGUUGAUAUAUGUUUAUGAUAUGUAUCCUUAGAUAUAAUUUUAAACUUAUUAAUCAGUAUGUGUACUAUAUCCAAUAUCAAAUAUGACUUUUUGUACUAUACAAUUCUGUCUUUAAUGGAUUUGAAUAUAUAUUAACAAUAAUUUGUUACUAAAAGGGCAAUGGAAUGAAAAGAAGCAAUUUUAUCUUUAAACUUAUGUCUAAGUUAAGGUAGGGUAAACACGGAUGUCCACCAUGUAAAUACGCUCCUUUACACUUAGGUAAAUAUACAGGUCAAUAAGAAA
Molecule: messenger RNA, 4095 nt
Organism: Pieris napi
Lineage: Eukaryota; Metazoa; Arthropoda; Insecta; Lepidoptera; Pieridae
Gene: Sdc
Product: syndecan
Exons: 5
Coding region: 194-997 (267 amino acids)
Biological process (GO): cell migration
Cellular component (GO): cell surface; membrane
Source: RefSeq, a predicted model, not a curated record